AUGAGCUUGAUUUCCGUCUGCUCGGAAAGCGUGAUGCAGAAUUUGCAGCCUUUCACAAACCGCAGCCUGAAGAGCAGUGGCCAGCUCAACUUCAGUGACCCGAAGGCAGUCAUGCAGUUGACAAAGACGCUAUUGAAGCUCGACUUUGGCCUCGAGACCGAUCUGCCUGAUGAUAGGCUUUGCCCACCUGUUCCAAAUCGACAUAAUUACAUAUUGUGGCUCAAGGAGCUCAUGGAUUCGACGUCGUAUAAUUACCAUGGCAGGAAGCUCUCAGGGCUGGACGUCGGCACUGGCGCCAGCUGUAUCUACCCACUUCUUGGCUCAGCCCAGCGACCGUGGAACUUCAUCGGCACAGAUAUCGACGCGAAGAAUAUCAGUUACGCGCAGAAGAACGUCAAGCUCAAUGGCUUGGAUGACCGCAUCAGAAUCGUGGCGCGGAAACCGUCUGAUUCAUUGAUACCGCUCGACGACCUUGGCCUUGGUUCCAUCGACUUCGUCAUGACGAACCCGCCAUUCUACCUUUCCGAGGAUGAGAUGAUCUCCUCUGCCAAGCAGAAGGCACGGCCUCCGCAUUCAGCUUGCACCGGAGCACCAGUUGAGAUGGUGUGCGAGGGAGGAGAGGUGGCAUUCGUCGGCCGGAUACUGGCAGAGUCACUUGUACUACGCGACCGGGUCCAAUGGUACACGUCAAUGUUCGGAAAGGUGUCGAGUGCCGAGGCAUUUGUGGAGAGUCUGCGUCAAAACGGCAUUGACAAUUACGCCAUCACGGAAUUCAUUCAGGGCAACAAGACGAGACGAUGGGCUAUCGGGUGGAGCUUCGGCCCGAUGAGGCCCUCCCAGGACGCGGCGAGGGGCAUCAAGGUUACCACAUGGAAGAAACUACUUCCCGCGGCGGUGGAGGUGGACUUGUGUACAUCGCCAAGUCACCAAGGAGUUGGGCCCCUGGCGGACCGUGUUGCGCAGACCGUUGGGGCCCUUGAGCUGCUUUCUUGGGAGUGGGAGCCGCAAAAACUGAGAGGGAUUGGACGGGCAAGGGAGAAUGUCUGGAGUAGGGCUUGGAGGAGGAAGAAGCUCCGCGAGGAGAAGACGGGGUCGACGCACGAGCGCCUCACCACAAACACCGUGGGCCUCGUCGCGCUCUCCGACUUCCGCAAGCGGCGCGCCGAGGUGAUCGAGCAGCAGGAGAGAGAGGCGCGCGAGAUUGCAGUCGCGCUAUCAGGCACCGGCGGCACCGGCGUGUCGACCCCGGACCGCUCGCUGACGGGCACGCCGAACAACGCCAGCGACAACAACAAUAGCGAGGCGGAACGGCACGCGGCCAAGAGGAAGAAGAAGAGGCGCGCAAAGGCCCUGGUGUCGUUUGGGGAGGACGAGGGCGAAGGGGACGACGGGGAGGAUGUCUCACCUGCUCCUCCUGCCAAGGUGAAGGCCGGGAAGGCGGCUGCGAGCGAGCAGGACGAUGCAGCGGCGGCGACGAGGAAUUCGGACAGGGACAAGAAACCGACCAGCAAGUUUACGGCAAACGCCUCGGUCGGGGUCGUCCCCAGGGCCUUGACUAAGGCGGCUCUCCGACGGGAGGCCGCAGAGCGGGACGCCUUGCGCAAGGAAUUCCUGGUGCUGCAAACGGCGGUCAAGGCCACCGAGAUUGCGAUUCCGUUUGUCUUUUACGACGGAACCAACGUCCCCGGCGGAGUCGUGCGGGUCAAGAAGGGCGACUUCGCCUGGGUCGUCCUCGACAAGAGCCGAAAGGUGGGAGCGGAGCUGGGCGUCGGCGGUGAGAAGAGUGCCAAUGCCAGGCGAGAAUGGGCACGGGUUGGCGUCGACGAUCUAAUCCUCGUCCGUGGGUCCAUCAUAAUACCGCAUCACUAUGAGAUCUACUUCUUCAUUGUGAACAAGACCAACGGUCCGGGGCGCCGGCGUCUGUUCGACUAUAGCGCUGAAGCCCCUCCGGCGGUAAAGGCUAAGGGGGAAGCCAAUGUGAAGCCGGCAGACCCUCUGUCAGCUCCUGCAAAAGGCACACCCAAGGACCUGCCCGACAUUAGCACUCUCGAGGGCGCCUCUGACGACCCAACAUUCACCAAAGUUGUGGAUCGACGGUGGUAUGAGCGCAAUAAGCACAUCUAUCCCGCCAGUGUGUGGCAGGAGUUCGACCCCGAGAAGGAUUACCAAAGCGAGAUUCGGCGUGAUCCUGGCGGGAAUGCCUUUUUCUUCUCGAAAUGA
Molecule: messenger RNA, 2220 nt
Organism: Phialemonium atrogriseum
Lineage: Eukaryota; Fungi; Ascomycota; Sordariomycetes; Cephalothecales; Cephalothecaceae
Product: putative DUF890 domain-protein
Exons: 6
Coding region: 1-2220 (739 amino acids)
Biological process (GO): rRNA base methylation
Cellular component (GO): nucleus
Molecular function (GO): 23S rRNA (adenine(1618)-N(6))-methyltransferase activity
Source: RefSeq, a predicted model, not a curated record